UUGGUGGGAAUAGAAUAGGUGACAAAUGGGUGCUAAUCAAUCAAUAACGCAAAAGAUCUCUAAUACAUUUUCUACGGAAAAUAGUAGAAAACGUAGUCACAGUCAAUCUGAAGAUAGUCAUAUUGAUGAUACAAAGAACAAAAAACUUAAAAGCGAAGAGAAAGAGGAAGCUAUACCAACAUCUGAUAGGGAAGAUGGUGAAAUAUCUGAGCCUGAGGAUGCCAAACCUUCCACAAAAGUUAUCCUACAACAGCGCCUAGAGGCGCUUAAGAAUGAGAUGCAACAGCAAGCUAGUAGAGAGAGUACUCCACCUGUACAAUCAGCCCCAGCCGUUAGAUAUCACUAUCACACACCCCUCCCUGCAGUUCCCUUUACUGACUAUGACGUACAUUUAGUUAGAAAUGGUCUCAUGAAUGGAUUAGGUUAUGAUUUCCUAUUAAGCCAAGGCGUGGCGAGAAAUUUACUUGAUUACGCACAAUCCUUGAUACCCUCAACCAGCAGUACAUUACCAGUUGUUAGACCAAGCCCUACAAAUAUAAAUGCUUAUCCAAUUCCCACCUCACCAACGAUCACUCAAGUUAAACCGAGAAAGCCAAAGAAAGGCGUCAAUUUGGAGAUAUACAAUCAGAACGAGGAGCUCUUCAAAAGAGAUCCGAAAAGUCUCACCAAAGCUGAAAGAAAGGAGAGAAAGAAAAUUGCGAAGAUGCAUAAAAAACAUCUCAAAGAUGAUGCAGAAGAAGUAGAGAGAGAAGUAGCACCGAAGAAAGCAGCUAGUACUGCGGAUGAUUUCCUCAACAGUCUGUCGCUUGGUCAGAAUGAGACUUUUAACGGUGGUAGUGCGACAUCCGCAAGCUUAGUUGAACCACCAUCGCAGACGUUUAAAGUUUCUCAAAAGCCUCACUUGAAAAGGCACCAACGACAAUCUCCCUUCUUGAAAGCAAAAUCCAGCGAAGUUGUAAUCGUGCCUAGCGAUGAAGAGUGUGAAACUAAUAGCGAUAUUGAGAGUGCUUCCAUUGGAAGCGCUAGAGAGGUUGAACAGAUUCCUGACUGGGUUAUUGGAAAAACCAUACCAAAACCAUCAAUUGUUUCAAAUAAUAGUAAUGCCACACUUACACUAAAAGCCAAAGCAGCUCAAGGUGAUGUGCAGGCACAGAAUGAACUCAAGAGGAAGCAACAGGAAAUAUCUGAAAUGCAACUUAAGAUAAAACAGAUGGAGUUGAAACGUGAAAAGCAAAAGCUUGAAGCACUGUUGAUGGAAAGACAGAAGAGCGAUAACAAUGGCGCUGGUGUUGCAGCUGCGAAGAAGGCUGUCGAAGAGAAGAAGGAGUUGGUUGAGGAAGAAAAAGAGAAGGUCGAGGGUGAGAAGAGACAUGAAGAAAAUGUGGAAGAAAAGCAAAUUGAUGAGCGGAAUAGUAAUAAUGUCAAUGAGAAGGCUGUGGAGAAAGCUGUAACUGCAGAGGUUGCAGGAAGUGAUAUGGGCGUCGCUCCAAUUGAUGCCACUCAUGACAAUGCUCCUCACGGUGCACCUAAUGCUGGUGACACUGAUGCAGCUCAGACUUCUGAUGAUACUACCGGACAGAAAGACAUGCUUCUUGGAUCAACCCUUCAAGCGGAGGAACCAUUAGAUGGCGGAAAAACAAAAGUGUUUUUGAAAAGAAUCCAUCACUAUUACUCUACGUUGAUGGCUUUAAUGAUGAAAAGCUGAGAUCUCAAUUGAGUGAACAAACAGAGAUGUUCACGAAUAGGAGAUUAUGUAAAUAUGAGCUGCCAUUAGGUGGUAAAUGUAAGGAUAGAGAGUGAGUCUAUUCUUACUCAUACUAAAAUCAUUCAUAGCGGUAAACUUUUAGUUGUAAUAAUGUACAUUUACAUGAAUUGUAAUGUUCUA
Molecule: messenger RNA, 1885 nt
Organism: Wallemia mellicola CBS 633.66
Lineage: Eukaryota; Fungi; Basidiomycota; Wallemiomycetes; Wallemiales; Wallemiaceae
Exons: 4
Coding region: 26-1705 (559 amino acids)
Source: RefSeq, a predicted model, not a curated record